AUGUCCAGAACCUCAGGGGUAACCGUCCUCGCCCCUCGCCAACCACAGCCUUCCUUUGAAGAUGAGUCUCUCGCUUUCUUUCUCCAUGAGUACACCGUCCAACCUGCCCCAGGGGUCUUUCGAGGCCAUCUCGAUUUCCUCGAGGACAUGUACAGGGGCUCUGACCGUGCGUCAUGCAUACGCCCGGCCACCCUCGCCGUCGCUUACAUGUCGCUGUCACGGCACUACAAAUCUUCAACGCUCUAUGUUACAGCAAGAAAAUAUUAUGGGGCUGCUCUGCGGUCAAUCAACAGAGAUCUGUCUGCAUCCAGUAAGCAAACACUGAAGGAGGAGACACUGACAUCACUCAUGCUGCUGGGUAUCAUCGAGGAUCUCGAAUGCCAAGGUCAAAACAUGAAAGCCGUGCACAUGAAGGGCAUAGCACAGCUGUUCGAGCUUGUUGGCCAGAAAGUGCUGGCCAAUAUAUCAACUUCGCUUUAUGGCUGGAUCUUCGUGCAAUUGCAAGUCCCCUCGCUCAAGUCCAAGGAGGGGAUGGAGUGCCUGGUCAUUCCUGACGCUCAGAUGGAUACGUCGAACCCUUCGAUGCGCCUGGCCCUGGUCACCACGCACUGUGGUCAGUUUUACAGGGCAGCCAAGCGAAUUACGGCUUCAGAUGAGCCACCACUCACCCCGGCAGAGCAGCGCAUCAUGCUCGUAAAGGUCCUCCAACAAGGCUUGGCAAUCGGCGGGGAACUCGCCGUGAUCGAAAAGGAUGCGAUGCCGGCAACGCUACAGCCGCAGCAAACGACUGUCAAACGCCCAGUCACUCCCGAGGGUCAAUCUUUGAUUUCGUUUAAUUCAAAGUGGACAGCUUGCACGUGGAGCUUCUUUUCGUCGUGCCUGAUUGUCUUCUUCGCGACGAUGUAUAAAUGCUCGUUUCUAUUGCUAGAGCUCAGCCCGGCCGACGGUCCAGAAAAGAAACUGGCCCAGACCACGGCUGCUAUUGCUGACGGCGCGCUCAGAAAGACAGCUUACAUGUUCUGCAGUGCGUUACCCUAUCUUUUCGGCGAAGUUGACGUGAGGGGAUUGCCCCUUGCCGUACCGCAACGGCAGACGGGCAUCAUGUAUCACAUGGUAUGGCCACUUUCGGUUCUCAUUGCGAGUCCUCAUAGCACCCCUCAUCAGGUGGCCAUAUGCCAGAUGAGGCUCAAUAUGGUUCGAGAUCUCUACGGCGUGAAAGUCGCCUGGUAUACCCCUGGGCUGGCAAGGGAUCUGCUGGCAUUGUAG
Messenger RNA from Fusarium sp. VM40, 1266 nucleotides. NCBI's taxonomy places the organism in Eukaryota, Fungi, Ascomycota, Sordariomycetes, Hypocreales, Nectriaceae. The record is from the annotation of a GenBank genome assembly.